Molecule: messenger RNA, 2317 nt
Organism: Hibiscus syriacus
Lineage: Eukaryota; Viridiplantae; Streptophyta; Magnoliopsida; Malvales; Malvaceae
Product: dolichyl-diphosphooligosaccharide--protein glycosyltransferase subunit 2-like
Exons: 20
Coding region: 46-2142 (698 amino acids)
Biological process (GO): protein N-linked glycosylation
Cellular component (GO): oligosaccharyltransferase complex; membrane
Source: RefSeq, a predicted model, not a curated record
ACUCCAUCGCUUUGCGCACAGCAAAGACUUCAAACGGAAAAUACAAUGCCGACGAAUUUUCAUUUCGAAAUGGCCAGAAGUCUCAUUGGAUUUAUGGUUCUCUUACUCUUUCUAUCGACCUGUGAAGCAUCUCCAAUUUAUCAGCCGAUCUCCGUUUGUCAUCGAUCUGCCGCUCUUGUGCACUUCAGUCCCGACCAUGGAUCCUUCAAGAGUUUAGAAGAGACAUACGAAGCACUAAGAACAUUUGACGUUCUUGGAAUCCAAAAGAAGCCUAAUGUAACCGCCACAGCUUGCCGUUUAAUUUCGGAAGCUGUUGGGUCAUCAUCAUCAACCCCAAAGGAUCUUUUCUAUGCUUUAAAAGCAAAUAGCGUGGCGAAAUGCAAGAUAAACGAUAAAGUUUUUCAGGGCAUUAUAACAAGACUUAAUGCUGCUGUCAAUGAUGCAAGUUCAUUGCUUGACUUCCACUAUUCAGUAGGAGGUUUGGUGCUUGUCAAGAGUUCCAAACCUGACGUUCAUCUUGCUAAUGCUGAUGGAAUUUUCCGCUCAGUGAAGGCUUUCAGUCAGGGUGAUGGCAAGUGGCGCUAUAGUUCAAAUAAUCCUGAAUCCAGUGCAUUUGCUGCUGGAAUAGCACUUGAAACACUUGCAGGAAUUGUUUCAUUAGCAUCUUCUGAACUUGACCAAUCUUUGGUCAGUACUCUAAAUAACGAUAUAAGCAAGCUUUUCGACAGUAUUGAGAAAUAUGACAAUGAGGUUCUUUACUUCGAUGUUAUGCUUGGUGAUGGACAUGACCAUCAAGGUCCCUUAGCAACCACCUCGUCUAUUGUUAGAGGACUAACAGCAUUUGCAGCAGUGAGUGAUGGAAGUCUUAUUCUUCCAGGCAACAAGAUACUCGGAUUGGCUAACUUCUUCCUUGGUGUUGGAGUUCCUGGUGAUGCCAAAGAUUUAUUCAACCAAAUAGACUCCUUAGCUUGUUUGGAAAGCAACAGGGUUUCCAUCCCACUGAUUCUAUUUCUUCCAUCUACAGUGCUUUCAUUGACCAAAAAGGACUCACUCCAGGUUAAAGUUAACACUGUGCUGGGUUUAAAUCCACCACCUCUUACUGUGAAGCUUGUGGGAGCUUUUACUUCUGGUUCAAAGGAUGCAUCUCUAGUUGAAAGCCAGGAACUUGGGUUUGAUGCUGGAACUGGGCUACAUAACUUGAACAACUUGCCAAAGAGUAUAGAUGUUGGAAGUUACACAUUUGUUUUUGAGAUUGUGCUCCAUAAACCUGAGGAUGAAAAAGUUUAUGUCACGGGAGGCCAAAAGAAAGUACCAGUAUUUGUCACAGGACUUAUCAAAAUUGAAAAUGCAGAAAUCGCUAUACUUGGCAGUGAUCUUGGGAGCAUAGAAACACAGAAAAAGCUAGAUUUAGCUGGACAAAGUGCUGUAUCAUUAUCAGCAAACCAUCUCCGAAAGCUACGUGUAUCCUUUAAAUUGACAACUCCUCAUGGGCUUGCUUUUAAUCCACAUCAGGUAUUGCUCAAGUUGAGACAUGAAAGCAAGGUUGAGCACCUCUUUGUGGUUGGAAACUCGGGAGAACAGUUUGAAAUAAUCCUAAAUUUUCUUGGGCUGGUUGAGAAGUUCUUCUAUCUCUCAGGUAGAUAUGACAUUGAGCUAACAGUUGGUGAUGUUGUUAUGGAUAACUCUUUAUUAAGAGCCAUUGGGCAUAUUGAGUUAGAUCUACCAGAACCUCCUGAGAAGGCACCCCGCCCUCCUCCACAACCUGUUGAUCCUUACUCAAGAUAUGGGCCCAAAGCAGAGAUAACACACAUCUUCAAGGCUCCUGAAAAGCGUCCUCAGAAGGAGCUUUCUUUUGCUUUCCUGGGUCUUACCUUCCUUCCAUUACUUGGAUUCUUGUUUGGGCUAUAUCGAUUGGGGGUGAAUUUGAAGAACUUUCCUACCAAUACUGUUGCUGCCACAUUUGCUGUUCUCUUCCAUGUUGGCAUCGGAGCAGUUCUGUUACUCUAUGUGUUUUUCUGGUUGAAGUUGGAUCUGUUCCAAACGCUGAAACUACUUGGUUUGUUGGGAGUUUUCCUUGUGUUUGUUGGCCAUAGAAUCCUUUCCUAUUUGGCUGCUACAUCUGCCAAGCUUAAAUCUGCCUGAGUUGAUUGAAGAAUGAUUCAAUUCCUUUGCAAGCGUUGUUUGGUGCACAGCGAAGAAAGGGUUCUUUCCCUUUUGCUUACCCAGAUUUUUCUUGGGACAUUUUAAUUCAAAAUUUUGUUAGGCUCGGCUCAUUUUGUCAAAUCAAGGCAAUUUCCUUUUUAUGAACCCCUUUGUA